Messenger RNA from Blastomyces gilchristii SLH14081, 481 nucleotides. RefSeq lists its product as uncharacterized. NCBI's taxonomy places the organism in Eukaryota, Fungi, Ascomycota, Eurotiomycetes, Onygenales, Ajellomycetaceae. The transcript has a single exon. Bases 62 to 481 code for a protein of 139 amino acids. The record is from RefSeq and is a predicted model, not a curated record.
GUCUGUUGAUUAUGUGCUUGAUAUUAUCGCUGAGGUAUCUUUUUGUAUUUUUCUGCCGGGGAUGGGCCAGAUUGGGAAGGGCGGUACGAGGGUGGGACUUGGUGUUGGUGUUUUGGAACAUCAAAGAUGGACAGGGUUUUCGCGGAGGUCGCUCCUCAGAUAUCUCCACAACUACAGAUCGGGGAUCUUCCAAAAUCGAGAAGAUUGGUGCAUACGGCUAGGUCUCUUCACCUUACAAUUUGUAUGGCAAUUUGGCCCGGGGUUGUGGUGUGGUAGGGGAGAAUGGGGGAUAAUCCCACGCAGGAGUUCCGAACGACGUCUGGUUCACGUUUGGCUGGAUAACUCCACCACCACACGGGGUAUGCGGUCGGCGAUGGGGUCAGAAUGCUCGUAUGAUCAAGGGCUUUUCGAUGGAUCUAUCGGCGGGUUCUUAUUCGAAAAAUCGAGCGAGUUCGUGGUGGAGCGGUUUUUGAAACCUUGA